CACAGACUCCAUCGGUGCCGGGGACCGAGAACGGCCCCCGGGCUUCAGACACCCCGGCAACAACGGGCACCCCCGGGCAUGAUUAAGCCGGCGCGCCUCUGACUUGGCAAGCUACAGAUCCCCGCGACACGAUAUCUCAGGGGUCACGGGCGCGUCCGCAAGGGACACUCCGGACCUCCAGUCGACUCGCAGCCGCGGGGCAGAGCACCUAAGACCAGAGAACACACCAGCCGCGCGGGAGAAAUACCAACGGGCCGGGGUGGGCGGGCACCCCCGUUCCUGAAGCGAGGCCCCGAAGGACCUGUGCGCCACCAGUCACGGAGAGGUGACCUGCCUGGCAGGGAAGAAGUGUGGGUGGGCUUCCAGCAGCUGAGAUCAGCUGCCUUUCACCUUCCACAUAGUACCACCGGCCCUCCCUGGCCCGCAGACCGGCGCGCAAACGUUUUGUGGUCCGAAAGUGAACCGGGGGGGACCCAUAUAGUAUGUGGUGGUCCGUGCGUCAGCCGCUUUUCCCAUACAAAGUGGGCCACCCACACAUGCCCUCUACCCGGGCUGCAAGGGGACUUAGGCAUUUCUGUCCACGCUCGCUGCCCGUUACGCGGCCAUACGCUCCGACGUUACGCCCGUUGUGCUCACUCUCGCAAACCGCUGUCGGCCGCCCACGCCGCCAACACCCACUCCUGUGCCCUUCCACUCCUCCGCCCACCGGCCAGUCACCGCCCGGCUGUGCGCCCCCCUCCCCACGCCGGUUGACGGUCCGAGGCGUCGCUACAUGGCGAUGUGGAGA
This is a messenger RNA of Aspergillus eucalypticola CBS 122712, 787 nucleotides long. RefSeq lists its product as uncharacterized. The record is from RefSeq and is a predicted model, not a curated record. Lineage: Eukaryota; Fungi; Ascomycota; Eurotiomycetes; Eurotiales; Aspergillaceae. The transcript has 2 exons. The annotation marks the transcript as partial.